Psylliodes chrysocephalus is the source of this 726-nucleotide messenger RNA. Lineage: Eukaryota; Metazoa; Arthropoda; Insecta; Coleoptera; Chrysomelidae. The record is from the annotation of a GenBank genome assembly.
AUGUACUCUGGAAAAUUAACAAAUAGGUUUACUAUGGAAACAUCCAGAGCACUCUGGGAAGAAAUUAGUAAUUUGUUAAAUUCUAUCCCAGGGGCUCCUGCUAAGGAUUUUCGACAGUGGAGAAAGACCUGGACGGAUAUUAAAAAAAAUACAAAAUCAAAAUUGACCACCAACCGACAAGAACUAAAUGCUACAGGUGGUGGUGUUCCAGAUAUGUUGCAACUAACUGAUAUGGACAAUAAAAUAUUACAAAUUGUAACACCAACAGCUCUAGUUGGAGAUGCUAGAAUAUUACAACCAAAUGUUAUAUUUGAUUUUUCUAAUAGCCAUAAUAUACAAAGAAAUGGUGCCUUGCCAUCAGUCAAAGAAAGUGAAGUUGAAGGAGAACAUGAAGUUGAAGAAGAGGUUGAAGAUGAUCAUAAUUACAGCCAAUUCCCUUUACCCACUGCUACAGUGAUAUCUGGAGAGGAAAAAGAAACUCCCAAAAAGAAAUAUAUUUCAAAAACAACAAGAUUAUCGAAAUCAUUAGAACAUGGAGCAAAGCUUCUGGAAACUAGUCAGAAUAAAGUUUCAGUAAAGAGCAACUAUUAUGAGAGAAAAUUAGCAAUUUUAGAAAGAGAUAGCAAAAAUAAUGAAUGGUUCCAGAAAAAACAGGUGGCAAUUGGUGAACAAACUUUAAAAGAGUUUACAGAAAUUAAAGAAAUUUUACUAAAGAAGUUUUGUUGA